UAGACAGACGCAGACCAACACACUGUUAUUGGCGGUUUAUCGAUUAAUCAAGAGUUUAUUCCAUUCAAGUGGAGAGAUAAGGUUACUGAACAGCUUAGAGGCGGACUGUGCGGCAGACCACAGCAUAACAAUGCCGGCUGGAGAGGGAAAGAGUGACAUGGAGCGUCUGGGAGUGUUUCAGGAGAUGGGGUAUGUAUCCAUCGGAGAUAAGUACGUCCCGGCCAGAUACAGUAAGUUGAUCGAUCUCCUGAGUAAUUUCAAAUUGUUUCAAAAUGUUUAACAUUAGACAGAUAUUAAAUAAAUAUAGAAAAAAUAAACCAGAUCAUUUUGAAUUGCUAUAGAUUGCAAAUAAUUUGAAAUGAAGAAUUAUCUACAUGAUGUUUUAUCUUCUCAACGUGUUGUAAGGGUUUGCACUAUAGGUUGACAACUAGUUUUCAAAUUAUCAGUCUGAAUAAUCAGCAAUGUAGCAUUAAAAUAGCAAUUCAAAGAUAAAUUCCUCAAUGAAAAGUAAGAGAAGCCUGUGGCCGAGCAGCAUCAGCAGUUCUACACUCCUUCUGGUUCGGCUGAAUCUAUAUGUACUCUUAUAUAUUCAGAGAACAUUGUUCUUGAGAUGUAUUCUCAUGAGACUACAGACUUCCUCUAAACUAAAGCUAAUGGUAUUCCUAAACAAAGAUCCCUUUAUCUUAACAACAAACAUUACAUUAUCAAUACAAUUGCAUUUUAAGUUGAAACACUUUUAUAAUCCAAAGACAUCAGCCAUGAAGGGCUGUGAUCCACAGAUCAGUGGUCCCACAUUAGGAUAACCCUAACCCAGACCCCCGCCCCAGGACCCUUCAACGAAGCGGCGGGGCGUGGCCGUCAGAUGCAGACGGGGGGGCCGCGACUGAGCAGCUCGCUGCAAAUCGGCUUCUUUGAAACCACCUUCCAGCGGAUCUUCGAGAGCGAGGCACUGAACGAGCCGCUGAAGAGGGCACGGCAGCAGCGCCUCCAGCAGGCCCGGAGGCGCGUGGGCGCACUGUUCCUGCCCAGCGAUGGCCCCAAGCAAACCUGUGGUUCGGGCAGUUACUACGGGACUCUGUCGGGGCCAAUGAAGGCCAUGAGCACCCAGGCCGUCCCCAAGAAGGGCCUCCCCUCUCCCGGGCGCAACAUCUACACCUCCCCUCCCAAGAAGGGCGCCGGCUCCAGCUAUCCCAACGUCACCCUGUCCAAGACGGACCUGUACACCCCCGACCGCUACGACCGAGCCAAGGAACUCCUGCAGAGCGAGACAGCAACCAACCGUUCAAAGUUCAAGAGUGGUCCCUUUAAACUCCACCUCCACCCUAAAGACUAUUUCCAUGAAAACCCAUACUUUAGCAACAAGCCCAUCCCACCAGCGCAAAAGCCACUCCCUGCAACAAAACAAUUCUUAGUUCCAUUCAAACCUUCCUCCCCUACCAAGCAGAUAGGGGGCAUGAAGGCGGGGACCUUUGACCUCUACCCGUCCCAUUCGGCUGACCCCUACAAGCCUGGCCGACCCAAACAAGCGAACCCUGGGCACCCAACGUUUUGGCCAGCUCCUGGUCCAAAGAGCUCCCCUGUCAAGAGCAUCGUAACCCUGAAUGUCAACAGAGUGGUGAACUCUACCAACUAUGCCGCCCCCAUCCCCCCGAUUAUGACCGUCUGAUGGACCUUAUGCAUGCGAUGCUGGGCAACAGGGGUCGACUCUUUUCCCGCGUCCCCUUACCACAUUUGGACCAUAGAGAACGUAAGAUGAAAACAGGAAUAUCUGUUGGUUAUUCUUUGCUACAAAGUGUAGUGAGUGGUCCAAUACUUCGUAAUAUCUGUUGGUUAUUCUUUACUAGAGUGGUCCAACACAUGGGAAUAUCUGUUGGUUAUUCUUUACUACAGAGUGGUCCAACACAUGGUAAUAUCUGUUGGUUAUUCUUUACUACAGAGUGGUCCAACACAUGGGAAUAUCUGUUGGUUAUUCUUUACUACAGAGUGGUCCAACACAUCGGAUCACUUAGAUAAUCGUUUGUUGUUAUGCUCAACUGUACCCUGUUGACUUGUCGAGCAGAUGAUCUUAUUUAUAUUACAUGUUGCUUGUUGAGUAUAAAGCCAAAUACCAUUCAGUAAAGUAGAAAAAACAUUUGGAUUUUAUUGUAAAAUGGAGAAAGAGUUGGUUGGUCAGUGAUGAACAUGUUGUUGACUCUCCGUAACUAUCAAAGAGAAUAAUGUCGGUAUCCUAUAUUCAUCACCCAUCCCCCACUGCCCAUAUAGGCAGUUCUUCUCCAUUAAGCAUUGUCAAACCCAUUCUGUAACUGGUACUGCGUGAUACAAUGCUUUGAUUACCUUGGAGACAUUGAUACAGUGGCAUGCACCUCUACAGACCAACAAUCAACCUGGAUGGAAGAAGAAAUUGCUUCAUUCAUUCUCAUUCUUAAAAUUAUUUGUCUGUUUUUGACAGCACAGUUGGUGUUUUAAUGUAAAAUUCCAAAACAUUGAUCAAAGUGUUGUACAUACUUAAGACAUACUUCAGUGUAGUUGUGGUGCAAUAAAGUAAAAAGUAACAUCUUCUCAGAUGUUUAGUAGUAGCGAUUUGUGUGUUUGUGUGUGUGUAUUUGCGUGUUUGUGGGUGUUUGUUUGUGUGUGU
Molecule: messenger RNA, 2635 nt
Organism: Gadus morhua (Atlantic cod)
Lineage: Eukaryota; Metazoa; Chordata; Actinopteri; Gadiformes; Gadidae
Gene: cfap96
Product: cilia and flagella associated protein 96
Exons: 7
Coding region: 863-1666 (267 amino acids)
Cellular component (GO): centrosome; cytoplasmic microtubule
Source: RefSeq, a predicted model, not a curated record